Molecule: messenger RNA, 2828 nt
Organism: Haliotis rubra (blacklip abalone)
Lineage: Eukaryota; Metazoa; Mollusca; Gastropoda; Lepetellida; Haliotidae
Product: Fanconi anemia group A protein-like
Exons: 15
Coding region: 1-1434 (477 amino acids)
Biological process (GO): interstrand cross-link repair
Cellular component (GO): Fanconi anaemia nuclear complex
Source: RefSeq, a predicted model, not a curated record
AUGGUUACCUCAGAUUCCCAGCAUACAUCAGCUUACACAGUGUUCAGUUCGGACAAGUACCAACAGCUGCUUGGGGAAUCAAAGGUGUCGUUGGAAGACUGGGUCCAGAGAGAAUUGAAUGUGGAUCCAGAUCAGGAUUGUCUCCCUUACUCUCUGAGACAGGACUACUUCACCUGGGCGGUGUACGGACAUUUUCUGGCUUCUACAGGCAGACACAUGGAUGUAGCGACCGUCUGCUCGGUGCUGCUGGAUGCUCUAGUCAACAAACACCAACAGAUACUCGCACUCCUCGCACUUCUGCAGAUGUUGGUACAACAUCUCCCUCCAUGCUCAGUUCCCUGGUUGGUUGGCCAUCUUGAUUCAAUAACAGGAAGUGCAGAGUAUGCUGGGAAGGUUUCAUGUCAAACAGCAAUCGUUUCUGUUACCAGGUUUGUGGGUCAGCUGCCAGCCUACCUGUGGCUGGUGAACACACUGACGGACACACCCACCUCCCAACAUGUAGCAGCAUUGGUGAACACCCUGGAACAAAGCCUGGCUGUCUAUGUCAGUGAGAGCAGUUACCUCCCCUGCCAGCUUACACUACACAUCACUCAGUGCGUCCUCACCCUGCAAUCCUGUGGUACGGAAGACGACCUCCUCUGCAACCUCAUCUUACACCCACUACUAGCCGUCUCAAUACUGGUACACUGGACAACCAUCACGUCAGUGCUCCAUGCAAGCGGAGUGAAGGGAGACAACUCUGUCUUUGCUGCCUACUUCAGUACUGUAGCCUGGACAGAAAAAUGUAUUGAGACACAGGCCUUCUGUCCCUGCAUUGCUCCAACCUGGUUAUGUGGGGCCGCGCUCUUCUCACUGGGACUGCGUGGCCAGGGUAACAUGAAAGCUGUGACUGGUGUGCUGUGCCAGUCCAGUGCCGACCAAGAGGUGCUGGCUGCCUACUCCGAGCUGAGCUUGCUGUUCCUGGCUGCUGCAUAUACACACACUGAGAUGGAGAAACAGUGCCUCACCGAUGUCCAGAUGUCGCUGACAAGCAUCAUGGCCACACAUCAUUAUAUCCUGGUCUCUCUUGCUGACAUGGAUCUGUUGGAAACAAGAGUUGCCUCCCAUGGGGCAAGGACAUUCAGGAAGACUGCCUUAGUCCAAUGUGUUGCUGAUAUGCAGCUAAGUGAAGCGCGCCACAUGUUCGAUACAUCUCCCUCCACUCUGACCAGUGCGAUACAGACCUACAACCAGGUGUGUCGGCAGUUCGAAGACACCGCCAGGAAUCAGGCCAUUUCUCUGCUCCAUCUGUCAAAGUGUGCCCAGUUUCUGAAGAAUAUGCUCAACAGUGUCAGUCUGGAAAGCCUACAGUCAGUGGAUCAGACUGAUUUGUCAUCUGCUGGCCCUGACUUCCACCAUCUUGUCCUGUCUCGACUGAAGGCAAGGAGGAAGUGAAUGGGUGACACAUUGCUAAGAGGCAUCCGAGAGAAAUCAGAGAGAUAGUGAAUAGAUCUCACAUUGCAAGGAGAUGUCCGAGAGAAAUCAGAGAGAUAGUGAAUAGACCUCACAUUGCAAGGAGGUGUCCGACGUACAACAGUGAAUCUCUGCAUUAGUUUGUGAUCUUGUGUGAUCUGUAAGUUCAACAUGAGUUGCCUGGAACGAGAGAUGAAUCUCCUUAUGAAGACAGUUUAAUUUUGUCUAAAUAUACAUAAAACUUGAUACUCUCCUAGCAAAACACAAGAUUAAUCUAGUUCAGUCUUGUAAAUACUGGUUGUUGAAAUAAGAGAAAGGACGACCUGACUUCAACAUUCUGGCAUAUGAUCCAGUUGUUAAUGAUGUGUGUAUGUGAAGGUAAGACUUCAAACCCUGUUUAAUCUGAUAUCAUCCAAGAUAACAUCUCCUGGUUAACAAACAAUGGGAACAGACUAAUGCAUAUGUAUCAACACAGAAGCUUCAAUGUAAUCUUCGAAUACCAAGUUUUCAAAACGAAAGAUUUUAAAGGUUCCUGUCUCCAUGUUACAUCUCCAUGUUAUCUCCCAGGUUUGAGGCUUGUUUCUGUCACUCACCAUAUCAGGAGACCUCCCUCAACUAAACUUGUAUUUUGGGCUAAAAAACAGUGAACGUCUUUACAGAUGUUAAAGGUGAGGCCACCCACUUACACAAGUGAUUGCCCAAGGUGUGAUAUCAUUAUAGUCAGGAAUACCCCAUGCUGUCUCAGUAGGCAAGUGUUGUUGCUGAAUCUGGCAGCAUGAAUGUGUACUCUGUCUAAACAGCUGGCUGUCGACAGGAUCAGAUUGUAAUGUAUUGCUGUCACUUCAGUUAUACUGAUGGAAAAAAGAAAAGGAAUAAAGCAAAGAUGGAGGUUUACUGCUGCGUGCAGUCAAGAGCUUCACAUCAAAUCACGGCAUGGAAAAUAUAUUUUUUGCGUGAUCUUAAACACUGCCAUGUUAUGAAAAUAUGCCAUCCUUCAUUUUUGUUCCCAGAUAUUUCACCAACUGUGUGUUGGAGGAUUCCCCUAUGUGGAUAUUGGGUAAAAAUUAUUUUCAACAACCUGUGCAGUGGGCAGGCUGGGUACUUGGUUGAUUGUAUGUGAAUUUAUACCGACUCUUGCCCACAAUAUUGUUCCCUUGAUUGUCUUGUACAGACUUCAUUAUCUCCAGAAGCUGUCAUAUAGCUGCAAUAUUGCUGGAGUAGUAUUAGGCAACAAACACCUUAUGUUCUUUCUUUACUGUAUGGGGUACUGAAGAUAAUUGUUGAAGUUUUUCAUUUUAUGCUUAAUGAUUUCAUGAUUUGUUUAAAUUGUUAUAUUUUGUACAUGCUUACAAAAUAAUAUGUUGCUUCUUACAACC